AGUCACUUAUUUGAUUAAGAAGAAAUAAGAAUAUAAAGUAGUGCAAGAUGAUAACAUAAAAUAUAUGUGUGUGUAAAAGAAGCGUAAUAUAAAUUUGAAGAUAUUUAAAGAACAUAAUUAGAAAAAAAAGGAAGAUCGAUGUAUGUUAUUAAUAGAUCUUCAUGAUAUUGAGCAUCAUUCAUUCAAUGAAAUAGUGAGAUCUUUUUUAAUAAUCAUCUUUAGGCAGAAGAGAAAAGACAGAACACGGAUAGACAAUGAUAAGGUUAUAUCAGUGUACGUUUUAUCAAAUUUGACAUAAAUUCAGCGUAUUAAUAAUACGAAAAUUAUAAUUUGAACGAAAUAAAUUGAGAGAAGAAAAUCAAGCGCGACGAAAUUAUUGAAAACUAUAUUUCAAUCGGUAUGCCGUGGGGUCAUAAAAAUGUGAUAUUCGCGAGAAUUGGUUCUGCCCUAUUUUACGGGUUGUCUUCAUUUAUGAUCACAGUUGUAAAUAAGACUGUACUAACGUCAUUUGAAUUUCCUUCGUUUCAAUUGCUUGGCAUAGGACAAAUGGUGGCUACUAUCGUAUUACUUUUCACAGCAAAAAAGUUGCGGUACAUUGAGUUUCCUAACCUAGAACGAGCAACGUGUAUCAAGAUAUGGCCAUUGCCCAUCAUUUACAUCGGUAACAUGAUAUUUGGAUUAGGUGGUACUAAACAACUUAGCCUUCCAAUGUUUACCGCCCUUAGACGAUUUAGUAUCCUUAUGACGAUGAUCGCCGAAUAUUAUAUUCUCGGAAUAAAAGCGCGUAUUUCUGUUCAAUUGAGUGUAUAUACAAUGAUUCUCGGAGCUGUAGUAGCGGCAUUAAACGAUCUUGCUUUUAAUGCGGAGGGCUAUCUUUUUAUCCUAUUAAACGACUUUUUCACGGCCGCCAAUGGUGUCUACAUGAAGAAGAAAUUGGAUUCAAAAGAACUAGGAAAAUACGGACUAAUGUAUUAUAAUUCAUUAUUUAUGAUUGUCCCAGCGAUUAGUAUUGCGUGUUGGAUGGAAGAUAUACAUUCAAUCUUAGAAUUUCCAUAUUGGGAUAAUGUGUUUUUUCUUGUACAGUUUGGACUUUCAUGUAUUAUGGGUUUUGUACUAUCCUAUAGCAUGAUUCUUUGUACACUUUAUAAUUCUGCGUUAACUACUACAAUAAUUGGAUGUUUAAAAAAUAUAUGUGUUACAUAUCUUGGAAUGAUAAUUGGUGUUUCAGGCUGGCUAGUUCGAAGAUUUUACAACAGCGAUGUCUCAUCAUCAUUCACAACGGAUUACGCGAAACAUCGUAUAUCUCUGUCAACGGUACAACGCGCGAUUUUGACGGUUGGUGCUGCUGCGAUAUCACUUUUCAAUCCUUAUCGAGGUGACAUGAUCGCAUGCUUGGCAGAAACAACCGGUACUGAUGCUCUUUCCUAUUGUCAUCGGCAAAUGCUUGCAACCUCCGAGGGAUGUCGCAUUCUUGCCGAAAAACCACGCAUAUCCUCUUCAACAGUUGAUUUUUCCGCGCUAAAACGAUUACCAGCAGGAACUCUUGGAAAAAUUUAUUACGAUUUCUUGGAAGUAAAUAAUGUAUCUCCCGAUUCUAGAACUAUGGUCAAAUUCGUCCAAGAUACUGAAUUGGCAUAUGUAAUGCAACGAUAUCGAGAAACACAUGAUAUUUAUCAUGCAAUACUUUUGAUGCCAACUACAAUGCUCGGGGAAGUAUCAGUUAAAUGGAUAGAAGCAUUGCAAUUACGUUUGCCAAUGUGUUUAAACGGAGCGAUAUUUGGAGCAUUUCGAUUGCGUCCAAGACAAAGAAAAUUAUAUCUUGAUCAUUAUCUUCCAUGGGCUAUUAAUACAGGAAUUAAAGCAAAAUUUCUUUUGGGUAUCUAUUUCGAGGAACGUUGGGAACAACCUCUUGUUGAUUUCCAUCGAGAAUUAAACAUCGUUCCUUUAAUAUCGAUGGAAAAUACUUAUAAUGAUAUGUAAAAUUUUUUCUCAAACGCUUUUUUCUCCGUUAUUAUGAUAGCAAGAAUAGAAGUUAUUAGGUAGUAUAUAACAAUUUUUUUAUUCACCGUAACGUUGGAAAUAUGAAGAAUAUAAUUUUUAAUGGAAUACGUAUGAUUUGUAUUACAAAUAUUUCGAUCGCUAUAAUCAGAAAUUUUAAAAAAUUUAUGUUCCUGUGUAUAUAUAUAUAGUGCAUAUACGCGCAAUACGAUGAAAAGUUGAUUCAUUUACAAGCAAUCAACAAUCUGACUAGCAUCAUAUGGACAUAAUAUCCUAGUUUUCGCAAAUGACCAAACAUCGGCACGACAACUACGUUUACCCUGAAAAACAGAAAAAAAAGAAAAUGGAUGCAAUAUAUAGAAACUAGAGGAAUAUGUAUCUGAAGAACAAAGGAACAAAUAUAUAUAUAAUAUUAUAUAAUAUUAAAAAAGAAAUAGGAAUGCUAAAUAAUAUUUACCAAUAAAAUUGCUUCCCAUGCCAUCCAACGAAGAGGAAUUUUUAUAUUAUGUUCAUCGAUGAAAUAGUGAUGAUCAUAUUUAUUACAAUAUAUAGCAUGAUCGGAUAUUUUUAUUUUCAAAUCGAGACAAACGAUGCAAUUUCUAAAAUUUAUAUUGAUGUUAAAUUAAUUUGUUUUCUUUUAUUUUAUUUUUUAUAAAUAUUUAUAUUACCUAGCCGCUAAAUCACAAUGUGCAAUAUUCAUGGAUUCCAGAUAUUUCAUACCAGAUGCAAUUUGGAUAAUAAAACUUAAACGGCUGCCAUAGCUGCGAAGAAUAGACACGAAUUGAGAUACGAAGAAAUGACAUCUUAAUACAUCAUUAAGGUAUUUUUUUCACCUAAUAUCUUCUUUGUUAUCCAAAUUUUCACGGUUUUCUAAAAAAGUAGGAAGAUCUCCAAAUUGACCGUACUCGAAUAUAGCUCCGAAUGGUUCUUCUUCUACUAAAGCUAUCAUCUUCGCUAUGUUCGAAUUUUGAAGCAUUGCCAAAACGUGCAUAUCUUUUGUGAAAUCCAAUCUAAAUACAUACAAAUAUUUUUACUAGAAAUGCAAUUAUAUUUUGGAAUUAACAUACCUUAAGGAAUCUACAACUCCCCGCCAAAGAGAUCUAACAAUUACAAUUUGUCGAUUUUGAAUCGCUUCUAUUUCCGGAUUGGUAAUUCCUUUUGCUUCACAUAAAUGGACCUAUGUGGCCAAAUAUGUUUUUAAUUAUUUUAAUUUUUAAAAUAUAAUUUUUAAUUAUUAAAUUUUAUAUUUAUCAAUUAUA
This is a messenger RNA of Apis cerana (Asiatic honeybee), 3257 nucleotides long. RefSeq names its product ubiquinone biosynthesis protein COQ4 homolog, mitochondrial. Gene Ontology annotation, biological process: ubiquinone biosynthetic process. Lineage: Eukaryota; Metazoa; Arthropoda; Insecta; Hymenoptera; Apidae. The record is from RefSeq and is a predicted model, not a curated record. Gene Ontology annotation, cellular component: mitochondrion; mitochondrial inner membrane.